Molecule: messenger RNA, 606 nt
Organism: Pomacea canaliculata
Lineage: Eukaryota; Metazoa; Mollusca; Gastropoda; Architaenioglossa; Ampullariidae
Exons: 3
Coding region: 1-606 (201 amino acids)
Source: RefSeq, a predicted model, not a curated record
AUGGCGCGAGAAUGCAAGUAUCGAGAGAUGUGCGAGUUAUUCCUCAGCGAUUCGGACGAAGAAAUGGAGCUGGAGGUUGGAGACGACGACUACAAAGACGAAUGUUUAUACGUAGAGGAGAAUUCAUCUUCAGAGGAAGAUGAAGAAGAAUUAAAUUACGGAAAUCGAUCAGCAGACCAGUACAUGACCGAACAGUGCCGAAAGGGCAACCUGGUUAUGACCCUCUUCACAAAAUUGAGAGCCUUUCAUAAACCAUUUGAACCAUGCGCUGCAAAAAACACUGUGGUGUUGCGGUGGAAAGACAAAACGGAUGUGGCAGUCCUGUCCACCAUUCACAGACCUCAGAUGGUUGCUGUGAAUACCCGUACCAGUUGUAAAGAAGAGGCCCACAGCUAUUGUGGAUUACCACAAGAACAUGGGCGGGGUGGACCUCAACGAUCAUAUGAUUUCUACAACGCUUUCUACAGGAAGACCACAAAAAUGGUGGAAGAAACUGCCUUCCAUAUGCUGACUCUCACCAUGGUGCAAGCCCAUUGUCUUUACCUGAAGGUCAGAAAAAUGAUUGGUAAACCAGGUAUGUGUCUUGAAGAUUUUAUGAUUCUGUAG